UUUAAAAGCUUGCAUUAUGGGAAGUUUUGAUAGUUUCAACACAUUUGAUGGGAGUUUUUCUUCUAUAGUCAGGAUACCGCCAUUUGAAGAGGAAGAUAAACAUGAAAUAACAAACUUUCAAAAGUUUUCGUUACAUUUUUGGAAAGUUUCGUACAGAGAAUUUCGUCAAUUUUGUUUCAGAGUCUUUGUUGUUUUCUUACCAACAAUUUUCAUAACGUUCUUUGUUCUAUUGCGUUUCUUUAUCAAUGUAGAAGAGCGUUAUGAAGUUAGGUAUGAUCCUAUAAGCUUUGAAAAUGAAUGGGUAUCUGUUCUGCAAGAGUACGAGGAGAGAAAAGAUCAUUUGACUAUUGAGUUGUUGGCAAAUAAAGUUAUGACAAUUGAAGAAAGUAUCAGAAAUUUCCCCUAUAAUGUCUAUGUUCCACAAUUGAUUCUAUGCUUUGCACCAAACACUCAACCAGGCUACGUACGGAUCAUGGAGAAAGCAGCCAAAAAAUUAAAUUCCAUUGAUGUUAUAGGUUUUGAGACAUGUAAACAGUUACGGGAGAGCAUGCAGAUUAAUUUUUAUUUAGCUGGAGUGUGUUUCAAUGAAGAAAAAUUAAAAAAAUCAAACACUUCUUUACAUAUGUUUCCUAAACAUCUUAACUAUUCUCUUGUGUUUCCCAGUGAAUUACGUCAGUAUCAUAAGUCGUAUAUUGGAACCAAUUGGAACACAAAUAAUUUAUACGAUAUUCGAAAUCAAUACACAAAUGAUCCUGACGAAAGUUUUGUAAUGUAUGUACGCGAAGGUUUUAUUUCUCUUCAACAAGCCGUCACAGAAUCUUAUUUGGCACUAACUUCUAAAAAACAAUAUACCUGGGUUGUAAGUCUACGCCAAUUUCCUUAUUGUAAACAUGAUUUUGAUGGAUUGUUAACUAAUAUAAGAGUAAGCUUGCCAUUAGCUAUUAUAAUGGGAUUCAUAUAUCCUGUAAUGAAUUUUUCCAAGAAUAUAAUAGUGGAUGACAAAAGUGGUUUGCGAUCUGUUUUAAAAAUAAUGGGAAUUCCAUUUUGGAUUCAGACUUUAUCAUACUAUUUUAAUGGAUUUCUUAAUACGGUCCUUGCAUCGUUUUUCUUGACAUUGGUUUUAAAGAUUCAUUGGAAUGAUGGUUACGGUAUUUGUACCAAAAGUUCUUGGAGUGCUCUGAUAUUUCUAAUGCUAGCUUAUAGUCUCGCUUCUUUGUCGUUUUAUAUAUUGAUUAUGUCAAUUACGAGUCAUACUAAAAGUGCCAAUUUUUUAUUGGCUACAGCAUGGAUUUUAACAUAUCUACCAUAUAACCAACGUGAUGCAAAUGGUAUGAAGAGUGAAACCUUCAUUUGUAUGUAUCUCUUCUCAAACACAGCGAUGGCUGCCGCAUUGGACAAUCUUCUUGCACUUGAAGAAUUUGGUAGAGGCUUUCAAUGGGAUAAUAUGUUUAAACAUACAGAAAUCAAGUCAGAUAUCAUAUAUGGAAACAUUAUUUUAAUAAUGUUUGGUCAAAGCAUAGUUUAUUUAAUAAUCGCAUUAUUUAUGGACAAGGUGAACUUAUAUGGAAAAAUCAAAAGAAUUAUUUCUGCUACACACAGAAAAUAUAGAGCCUCUCAGGUAGAUGACAACAAAAUUUUUUCACAUCCGCGAAAUACGGAAAUAGUAGAAAUAGACCUUCAGUACAAAAGAAUCGUAAUAGAAAUACGUAAAAUAACGAAAAUUGUCAACAAUAUUCGUGCGAUAAGUAAUGUGACAAUGAACAUUUGCCAAGGCGAUAUAACGGUUCUUAUGGGUCAUAACAACAGCGGUAAAACGACUCUCCUUUCAAUGAUUGUAGGACUCAUUCGUCCUACUAGAGGUACUAUCGUCAUCAAUGGAUACGAUAUAAAUGAUAAUCCCGGCCAUGCCUUAUGUAGUGUUGGGAUUAGUGUUGGAAACUCAACUCUUAUUAAUAAUCUUACGGUUAGAGAGCAGCUUUCAUUUUUUUGUGCACUUAAAGGCAUAAAUGAUACGCAGAAUCAUAGCGAAGUAGAGAAGUAUGUAAGAGCAAUGAAUUUAGAAGAAAAGGGUGAUACUGUUACUCAGGACCUUUCAACUGGAAUGAAACAAUAUCUUAAAGUUAGCUCUGCACUGAUUGGAGGAAGUAAAAUAGUCGUGCUCAAUGAGCCCAGUAUGGGCUUAGACAUGGAAGCUCGAAAACUUCUUUGGAAAUUAUUACUGAAUGAAAAAACUGAUAGAACCAUAUUUUUAACAACACAGUCUUGUGAAGAAGCGGAUGCAUUAGGUGAUCGCAUAGGGAUAUUAUCAGGAGGAGAAUUACAAUGCUAUGGCUCUAGCUAUUUUUUGAAAAAUCUCUAUUCCACUGGUUAUCGUUUGUUUUUAAUCAAGGAUAUGUAUUGUGAUAUUGAAAAAGUUACUGAAAUAAUAAGGAAGUUUAUACCAAACAUACAACCAGAAUAUGUGUUAGGGAAUGAAAUUUCAUAUGCACUGGAAGAGAAAUAUAUACAAGAUUUUAAUAAAAUAUUAAAAGAAAUAUAUGAACAACAACAAAGUUUAAGUAUAAUAACAUUUUCAAUUUGUGAAAGCUCCCUAUAUGAUGUGUUCAUGCAACGGGGCACCGAAUAUCCCAGCUAUGGUGAUCAAAGAAGACAUUCGCAAAUAAUGAGUGGCAUAUCUUUCAAUGAAGAUGAACAUCAGCAAUUUGACGAAAUUUAUAAUUAUGAACCUCUAACGGGCUUUCAGCUUUGGUUUAGUCACUUCUAUGCACUUGUCAUUAAACGAGUUGCUUUCCAAUAUUAUCACAUCGCUCUUACAAUAAUACAAUUGGUGGCACCAAUUGUGUUUCCACUUAUUUCUUUAGCUUUAACAAAUCUUGAUAUUGAACGCCAAGAACUAAGGCCAAUAACAUUCGACUUAGAUCAAUAUCAACACUCUAUAACAAUAAUAAGUGUAUCCGCAGAUCUCCAAGAGCAAGAAUUGGAUCCAGUUGAUCUAUAUCGACAAAAUCUGUUCUGGAAGCGCUAUGAGCAUAUAGCCAGGAGUAUAGUAAAUGAAAACGCUGAAAGUUUUUUUAUUAAAAAACAGUCAGAAAAACAAGACUUCGUUAAUCAUGAUUACUUAAUUGGAGCCUCAUUUGAAGACAAACAUAUUACAGCCUGGUUUAACAACUAUCCACUUCAUACUGCGCCUUUAAGCCUGAACACUAUUCAUAAUGCCUUGGCACAAUACAAUGAUCUUAACGCAAAAGUCACUGUUACCCUGGAUCCUCUGCCAUUUAGUACCGAUUUCUCAGCAACAUUGGAUACUUUUGGGAACCAAAACUCCAUUGGCUUUUUUUUGCCACGCUAUAUUGCUCUUUGUUUUUCAAUUAUUUGGCCUUUUCGAUGUAUAUUUUUUACGAAGGAACGCAGUUCAGGCUUUAAGAUACUUCAGUCUAUAGCAGGUUUAAGUGAAGUGUCUUACUGGAUGUCGUCAUAUCUGACAAAUAUAGUCUUUGUCAUUUUUGAAUCAGUUAUAAUAGUAACUAUUAAUUUUUAUUCCGUGGCAUCGUAUGUUGAGGAAAUGAAAGUAGCAAUUUGGUUUCUAAUCAUUUUGGUUAUAGCCGGAAUUUCUACUAUAUCUCUGACAUAUUUGGUGUCGAUCUUUUUCAAAGACUUUAACACCACUUACGCAGUAUCCGUUAUCUUUCUUCUAUUUAACGUUGUAUGCUACUGUAUAAUUUGUGAAGUUCUUUACAACGGAUUUGCAUUCAUAUCAGAUGGCGAUCUAUAUAGAAACUUUAGAAUGCUGCUUCGUGGAUUACCGCUUUUUCUAAUGGCCAGAGGCCUAGAAAAAGCUUUCAGAAAUGAAAAUUUACAGGCUAUGUGUAAUGAUAAAACUAUAAAUACUAUAUCAAGAUAUGUGGAGCAAUGCCGAUUUGUUCCAAAUUGUUGUAGUGAAUUUGGUAUGUUACAAUGGCAAGAAGGUAUUUUGAGUGAAGUUUUUUGCCUGACAGUUUUAGGAAUUAUAUCUUGGGCCUUAAUAUAUAUGCUGUACUAUCGUGGUGGCAUGAAUUGCCAAACAUUAACGAAACUUAAUUCCAAGCUUGCAAGAACAGAAUUUGAAACUCACCACAAAAGCAUAGAUACUCUUCCAGUUGAGAAAAAUAUAAUAAACGAAAUCGCACGUGUUGAAAAAAUGACAACGGGUGAUCAGUUUCGUACUCCACUUGUUUGUGCACACUUAACAUAUUCCAAGGACCAUAUGACUGUAAUAAAGAACCUAACAUUUGCACUUCAGAGUUAUGAAUGCCUUGGUAUACUGGGAAUGAUUGGUUCUGGUAAAUCAACAUUGCUUAAGUUGCUAGCUGGAAAAGUAGAAUUAACUGAAGGACAUAUCAGAUAUGAAGGAUUAGAACUCAAAGAUCAUCAAAGUGAUGUAUAUAAAAUGAUUGGCUACAUGGCAGAUGUCAAUUUAUGUAUGGAUGAGUACACUGGAUGGCAGAUCCUAAAAAUGAUGUCAUUACUUCGUGGAGUUCCUCGCAACAAAAUACCUGAUAUGAUAAAUAUUGUAGCUAAGAUUUUAGGGUUUCAUCAUUACUUAUAUGCACCGGUUAAAUGUUACUCAAAUGGAUUUAAAAUAAGACUGAAUUUCGCAGUUGCAUUGAUGGGUAAAACUAAAAUAUUGUUAUUAGAUAACCCGACUCAAGGACUUGAUGGUGCCAACCGUCGCAUUGUAUAUAAUAUAAUUUGCCAUUUACAAGAAAUGGGUAGAGCCAUUGUGUUUUGUAGCAUCAGGGGAAACGAAUGUGAAUUAAUAGCAAACAAAAUUGCCAUACUUCACAGAGGACGUUUCCGUGCUCUUGGCACACUUUCAUCAUUAAAUGCAACUGAUAACGAUGUAUUUAUACUAAAGAUUAAGAUAAGGAGCUCACAUUUAGCUCGCAUUUCAACAAUUAGACUUAGAGUUAAUCGCAACCAGUUCUUCUAUGUGGAGUCAUUUAUGGACCAGGAAUAUCCUAAUUCAUUUGUAAAAGGUAUUUGGGGCAAUGUUAUAGUAUAUGCUAUUCCUUUCACUCCAAAUGUGACAUUAUCAGAAAUAUUUUCCAAAAUUCGAAGAAAUCAUUUUCAUUUAAGAAUAGAAGAUUUCCAAAUAUCAAUUAAUUCGAAUUCAAUGUUUUUCAUAAGGAUUGCGGAGGAUAGUGCAGGAGUACUCUACAACGAUGAAAGUUAAAAAU
Teleopsis dalmanni is the source of this 5216-nucleotide messenger RNA. Its product is annotated as ATP-binding cassette sub-family A member 3-like. The coding region runs from base 17 to 5212 and encodes 1731 amino acids. Gene Ontology annotation, molecular function: ATP binding; ATP hydrolysis activity; ABC-type transporter activity. NCBI's taxonomy places the organism in Eukaryota, Metazoa, Arthropoda, Insecta, Diptera, Diopsidae. Gene Ontology annotation, cellular component: membrane; intracellular membrane-bounded organelle. The record is from RefSeq and is a predicted model, not a curated record. The transcript is spliced from 11 exons. Gene Ontology annotation, biological process: transmembrane transport; lipid transport.